This is a messenger RNA of Zychaea mexicana, 960 nucleotides long. RefSeq lists its product as uncharacterized. The coding region runs from base 67 to 960 and encodes 297 amino acids. The transcript is spliced from 4 exons. Lineage: Eukaryota; Fungi; Mucoromycota; Mucoromycetes; Mucorales; Lichtheimiaceae. The record is from RefSeq and is a predicted model, not a curated record.
UUCUCCUCCUCUUUUAUUCACACACAGCGUUUCUUAUCAACUCCACCAUACAACAUAACCAAAGAAAUGUCGUUUUUAUCAUUUUUUAAGAAAAGCAAAAACUAUGGCACCGCUAAUAGUAAUGCCGUUGAAGACAGGAGUAGCGACAGUAGCGACAUCAUCAAUGACGACGAGCCUGCCUCUAUGCGUCUUGUUCCUGGUGCCAAAAUUCCGAACCCAGGCAAGUAUCUGUAUCGUCGACUUGUCGGCCUAGUAAUCAGUCUGGUGAUUCAAUUUAUACGAAAGCGCAGGGUUGAUGUUCUUGGCUGCAUCAUUGCGCUUCCAUUCAUUUUAUCUGGUAUUAUCUCUAUCGUCAAUGGCGAUGCCCGUGCAGCACUGAUUCGUGAUAGCGCUGUAGGAGCUGUUAUUGGCGGCAUGUUUUCUGUCACACUCAUUCCUCUACGCACGAAAUGGCUGGAUAUUCGACCACUUACUUUCAUUAUUGCCGACCAAAUGUUUUCCAGUGUAAAAUACCGCUGGACCGAUCGUGAUGGAAACCCACAAGAACAUAGUAUCGUCUAUCGGCAAUGGGAAAUCAUUCGUUUUUUCCGCCUAAGCAUGUACGGGCAGUCGGCUGCAUGGGGUUUCUGUCUUAUCAUGGAGCUGGUGGCAUGCGUACUGAUGGUGGAAGUAAGCGACCUGUCUACUGAUGAUAUUGUAAAGUACAACAAUAUUAUCGAUGGUGUUGUUAUCGGUUGCUAUGUUAUUGGAAGCAUUUAUAUAAGUCACGUGGGACGCAAAAUUGUGAUGCGGGUCGGAAAGAAAUGGACCGAGGAAAACGACUUUACAGACAAGUUUGAGCGACAGAAACAUGAACAGCAAGAACAGCAAGAAGAUCAGGUCCGGAACAACGAUGUACAAAAUCAACAUUAUGUCACUGCUGCUACCGAUGAGGAGUAUCGUGUAGCAGAAAAAGUCUAG